Molecule: messenger RNA, 1287 nt
Organism: Phytophthora infestans T30-4
Lineage: Eukaryota; Oomycota; Peronosporomycetes; Peronosporales; Peronosporaceae
Product: GTPase
Exons: 6
Coding region: 1-1287 (428 amino acids)
Cellular component (GO): mitochondrion
Molecular function (GO): GTP binding; GTPase activity; magnesium ion binding
Source: RefSeq, a predicted model, not a curated record
AUGUUGCGCGUGCCCAGCUUGCUCCGAGGCCUAACUGCUGCACCGCUACGGCGCGGCACCUUUCUCAAACGCUCUUCACUGGAUUGGGACGAAUUGGACGAUUUGGAGGACGACUGGGCGCUGGAUGACGAAGGAGACAUAGCGUCUGCAGGUCGCCGCAAGGUGGAGGAACAUGUUAAGCAGAAGGUAAGUGUGCGACGUGCAAAGCACUCGAAGCGCCGCUUCGUGGACCGUAUCCGCGUCAAGGCCACGGGCGGCCACGGUGGCAACGGCUGCGCCAGCUUCUUCUCCGAGUCGGCCAUGCGCAAACGCCCUAAUGGUGGGCAUGGAGGCGCAGGAGGUGACGUGGUGAUCGAAGCCAGUGAUAAGAUGCAGAACCUGGCAAGCGCCACGCACCACUUCAAGGGCGGAGCAGGCACCAACGGCAUGCCAAACGAUUCCGCGGGUAGGAGAGGGAAGCAUUGUCAUGUUAAGGUGCCUUGUGGCACCCUCGUCAAGCGUGUGGAGCGCUACGAACGCGAGCUCGAGGACGGCGAGUACGAGAUCGUAGACAGAAUGGAAGUUGUGGCUGACUUGGACACGCCAGGUGCUGCGUUCCUCGCUGCUAAAGGUGGCAAACCUGGUCUGGGCAACCGUAUCCUGGCCGGUAAGACGACCAAGUUCGGACGGCUGCGCAAGCACAUGCCUGAGAGCAAAACUACAGGCUCACCUGGUACAUCGCAGUACUACGAACUGGAACUCAAGACAAUUGCCGAUGUGGGUCUUGUGGGAUACCCGAACGCUGGCAAGUCUACCUUGCUGAGUGUGUUGAGCCGCGCCACACCAGAGAUCGCACCAUACCCGUUCACGACACUUCACCCGUACGUGGGCAUUGUGGAGUUCCCGGACACGUUCCGGCUGAGUAUGGCCGACAUUCCCGGACUUAUUGACGGUGCACACCGCAAUGUCGGUCUUGGUCAUGACUUCUUGCGUCACAUCGAGCGCACAAAGAUCUUGAUGUAUGUACUUGAUACAGCAGGCUCAGAAGGACGUGAUCCCUUGGAAGACUUCACCCACCUUCAAAGAGAACUGGAGCUGUAUGCUCCAGGAAUCUCGUCACGACCUUCCCUCAUCGUUGCAAACAAGAUGGAUGAGCAAGGCGCCGAAGACAACUUUCACAAGCUGCGCAAAUCCACCGAUCUGGCAGUGCUUCCCGUCAGCGCACUCCACAAGGUCGACAUUGAUACGAUAGCACGCACGCUCCGAUGGAUGAUCGAGAGCUAUAGCAAGCUUACCAAGUCUUCAUAG